This is a messenger RNA of Danio aesculapii, 1800 nucleotides long. Its product is annotated as NACHT, LRR and PYD domains-containing protein 1a-like. Gene Ontology annotation, molecular function: GTPase activity; GTP binding. NCBI's taxonomy places the organism in Eukaryota, Metazoa, Chordata, Actinopteri, Cypriniformes, Danionidae. The transcript is spliced from 12 exons. The coding region runs from base 1 to 1506 and encodes 501 amino acids. The record is from RefSeq and is a predicted model, not a curated record. Gene Ontology annotation, biological process: innate immune response; regulation of apoptotic process; inflammatory response.
AUGGCUCCGCUUGAGGAAGCAUUGUGGAUGUUUUUGAAAGGAAAGGAAGAUGUUGGGAAUAUGAUUCUACAGGCUGAUGAAUCUCUCAGUGCAGAAGAGCAGGAGAAAGAGAAUGAAAUACUGCAGCAGCAUCAAAGAGGCCUGGAGGAGCAGAAACAUUUACAGGAGCAGAUGGAGAGAGAGCAGGAGAGAAUCAGGAGAGACAAUGAGCGAGUCCUGGAAUCCGAACCCAAGAAAGAAAAGAAAGAUGAUGAGAGUAAGAUUCUACAGGCUGAUGAAUCUCUCAGUGCAACGGAGCAGGAGAAAGAGGGAAAGAGUUUAGGUUCACCACCCAGAGCUGAAUCAUCCACAGGACAACCAACCUCAGAAAGUGCAGAAGAGUUCACACCUGAAAUCAUUCACACAGAAGAUGAGGACAAACACAAAAAUACAUACAGAUUUGUGUCUCCUCAUGCUGGUCAGUUUCAGUGCAGUUUGACCAGUCUCGUGUUUGUGAUUGAGGGUGAAGGAGAGGUGCUGUAUAGAGUCGUCUCGUGGGAUCCUCGUCUGUUAGAUGGUUUAGGUCAAAUUCAGCCUGUGGGUCCCUUAUAUGACAUUGACUGUAUUAAUGGCUCAAUCUCAAGACUGCACCUUCCUCACUGUGAAAUAUUUUCUGAGGGGGACAACAGGCAUGGUUUGGCUGUAGCACAUUUCACAGCUGGGAAUAUUGAAAUAAUUCAGCCAAUUAAAGUGACAGAAACUCAUGUGAUGAUUGACAUCAGAGAUCUCUCUCUAUUUGGACUCCUCUGGAUGAAGAUAUUUAGUCACCCCAUUAGUGGACAAGUUUUGCUUUUCCUUCGAACGCUACCUGUUGAAGAGAGAGAGAAAAUACUGAAUGUCCACUUGCUUCCAGGGAAUGUUCCUGUACCAGAGGUCCAGCUCUGCCACCGGGAUAAAAAAUACAUUGAGACAACUUCAAAGUGCCAGUUGUUUUUUGAGCGAGAAUACAGUCUGUGUUGCCAGCCAGAGAACUGUCAAGUGCAACCAACGAGUGAGAUUUUUGACCAUAAUAAUUUUGGUCCAAAUUUUCAUCCUACAUUUGAAGUGUUUCUGGGUGUUCACGUUAAGGAGGUCGGACUGGCUAUCUUAGACAAAGCUGAAAAUGGGAAACAAGUGUGGAGCAGACCGCGAAUAUUACUCACAGCACCAAGUCAAGGAGUAGAAGACCACAGAUUGACUCCAGAAAGUGAAUUUGUGGAUGCCCUCAGAGAUAAACUCAUUCAAAGAGUUUCAUCUGUGAUGGCGAUUGCUGACAGCCUGAAGAGCAAACACAUGAUUACAGAUGAAAUAUACAGCGAAGUUCAGGAUGCCAAUACAAAACAGAUGAAAAUGAGAUGCCUGUUUAUAGCUCUGGACUCUGGAGGAGCUUCUGUAAAAACAGAGUUUUACCGUCUGCUGACGAAGAAUGAACCCCGUCUAGUAGAUGAAUUGGAGUCUGAACACAGCGGAUCCAGCGGUCCUCAGUAAUGCUGAGAGUGAGUCUGAAGCAUAAACUACAGCUUUAGGGUAAAUAUACAGGACUGUGUCUAACAAGAGUUUUCAGAAGCUCUUUAGUUAAUAAAGUAACUGAUAUCAACUCCACAAGUAAGUGUAAAACUGUUCUUGUUCUCAUGCAUGAUUGAACCAAUGAACCACAGAGCACCAAACCCUCUGAACAGUCCCACAAAAUUGCUUCAAAUCUGAAAUGAGGCUUCAUGUGUUUUAGCAUGUUGUCGUUUUAUUUUCAAAUCUUCAAAAACCAUAAAAUAAUGUUUAAACCAU